Molecule: messenger RNA, 1380 nt
Organism: Gastrolobium bilobum
Lineage: Eukaryota; Viridiplantae; Streptophyta; Magnoliopsida; Fabales; Fabaceae
Product: tubulin beta chain-like
Exons: 3
Coding region: 1-1350 (449 amino acids)
Biological process (GO): mitotic cell cycle; microtubule cytoskeleton organization
Cellular component (GO): microtubule; cytoplasm
Molecular function (GO): GTP binding; GTPase activity; structural constituent of cytoskeleton
Source: RefSeq, a predicted model, not a curated record
AUGAGAGAGAUUCUGCACGUUCAAGGUGGCCAAUGUGGGAAUCAAAUCGGUUCCAAGUUCUGGGAGGUGAUAUGCGACGAGCACGGCAUCGAUGCAACCGGAAAGUACUGUGGCGAUUCCGAUUCCGAUCUUCAACUUGAGAGGAUCAAUGUCUAUUACAACGAAGCUUCCGGCGGAAGGUACGUUCCUAGGGCUGUUCUCAUGGAUCUGGAACCUGGUACCAUGGAUAGCAUCAGAUCCGGCACCUACGGCAAGAUCUUUCGCCCGGACAACUUCGUCUUUGGUCAGUCCGGUGCCGGUAAUAAUUGGGCGAAAGGUCAUUAUACCGAAGGUGCUGAGUUGAUCGAUUCUGUUCUCGAUGUUGUUCGUAAAGAGGCUGAAAAUUGUGACUGCUUGCAAGGUUUUCAAGUUUGUCACUCGCUUGGAGGCGGCACGGGUUCUGGCAUGGGAACACUCUUGAUAUCGAAGAUCAGGGAGGAAUACCCGGACAGAAUGAUGCUCACUUUCUCUGUUUUCCCUUCUCCUAAGGUAUCAGACACGGUUGUGGAGCCAUAUAACGCUACUUUAUCCGUGCACCAACUAGUAGAGAAUGCAGAUGAGUGCAUGGUUCUUGACAAUGAAGCACUUUAUGACAUUUGCUUCAGGACUUUAAAACUUACUACUCCUAGUUUUGGUGAUCUGAACCAUCUGAUUUCUGCAACUAUGAGUGGAGUUACCUGUUGUUUGAGGUUCCCUGGGCAACUGAACUCUGACCUCAGAAAGCUUGCUGUGAAUCUGAUCCCAUUCCCACGUCUUCACUUCUUUAUGGUGGGGUUUGCGCCUCUCACCUCUCGUGGGUCUCAGCAGUACGUGGCUCUCACUGUCCCGGAACUGACACAGCAAAUGUGGGACGCCAAAAAUAUGAUGUGUGCCGCUGAUCCUCGGCAUGGACGAUACUUGACGGCAUCUGCAAUGUUCAGGGGAAAGAUGAGCACCAAAGAGGUGGAUGAACAAAUGAUCAAUGUGCAGAAUAAGAAUUCUUCAUACUUUGUUGAGUGGAUUCCCAACAACGUGAAGUCAAGUGUGUGCGAUAUUCCACCCAAGAAUUUGAAGAUGUCAUGUACUUUUAUUGGUAACUCCACAUCAAUUCAGGAGAUGUUUAGGAGGGUGAGUGAGCAAUUCACUGCAAUGUUCCGGCGCAAAGCUUUCUUGCACUGGUACACAGGGGAAGGAAUGGACGAGAUGGAGUUCACCGAGGCAGAGAGCAACAUGAACGAUUUGGUAGCAGAGUACCAGCAGUACCAGGACGCAACCGCCGAGGAGGAGGAUGAGUACGAUGAAGAGGGUGAGAAUACUUACGAGGAGCAGUAGCUGAAGCUGAUCAUCCACGUCCUUCUUGUA